Messenger RNA from Oryctolagus cuniculus (rabbit), 11483 nucleotides. The record is from RefSeq and is a predicted model, not a curated record. Lineage: Eukaryota; Metazoa; Chordata; Mammalia; Lagomorpha; Leporidae.
CAUGGAAAAUGGAAUUGAAAGGUAAGUUUAUUUUGAUGUGAAAACGUUUUGAUUCAUUUCAUGCAUUCAUUUUCUGAUCAUAUGUAUUUCCCAUGAACUUUUUUAAUAGCACCCUCUCAGAUGGAAUGUGCCUUGUUCUCCUGUUUUCUCCUUUUAUCACUGAACUCUGUGUGAUCUUGUCAUGUUUGGUUUCUAUCUUCUCCACUUCUGAGGAGAUCAAAAUGCUCAACCAGAAUUCUAUGAUUUCACAGACCUCCAAAUUAUGCCUUCUGGUUAUUCACUGCAGCCUGUGUCAAAUUACUCUCCUGAAUAGUUUCCUUCCUGAACUGAGAUUCUAGGACAACAAUUUCUUGGUUCUCUGCAUAUGGAGUCCAUCAGUUGCUCUUUGUGAUACUGCAUGGUGGCUGUUGAUGUACUCCACUGUUCAGGUCACAGAAGUUUAGAGUCGGAGUGGACAUUAGAAAUUACCUAAUUCAAUAACUUCUUGGAAAGUCCAUUUGACACAAGCCUCAAAGAAUAUGUUAGCAGAACUAGGAUUAGAGCCCCAGGCCUCCUAACUUGGCCUUGGGCUGGAUCAGGAUGCCUGUGCGGCUGUCUUUUUUACACAGUUUCCCUUCUCCCUGAAGCAGAGUAGCAAUCCCUGCUCAUCCCUGUAAGAUGUUGCUGGAAGUUGUAUCCUUCAGGAGGUAGUUAUAAAAUGGUAAUCAAUUCUCAGGGGAACAGUGUUCAGAUUGUAAGAUGUAUUCCAGAUCUAGAGGUUAUCAUCAAAUAGAUCAAAUUUGUUGAACAAGGUAUUAAACAUGGGCCGGUAAUUCAUUUUAAAAUGUAUAAUGCCCUCUAGGUUCUGUAACAUAGGCCUAAAUGCAUAUGCUUAUGAAAUACAGUGUUAAGGUCUGUGCCCCAGUUCUGAUGGAGGCAUUGCCAGACGAAUUUCUGGUAGAUGAACAUCUGCCUGGGCUGAGCCAGCUGAGCCAGGAAAACCAGCAACCUUGUCUCCUGAGCAAAGAAUUCCUGUGUUAGACACCUGAUGCCACUAGUAGCUUUCAGUGAAGUUUAGAGUGAGUGGCUAUUACUAUUCAGCCUUUUUUUUUUUCAGUUUUACAGAAUAUUCUAUAUUGACUGUAACAGUGCUAUAGAAGAUUACCACUUCAAUUUGAGAUAGCUUUCCUACGUGGAGUGUGGUCAUUGAUUGUGAACAAAACAUGGGUUGGAACAAAAGCAGGUUGGGCACUCAGGUUUCACCCUCUGAUACACAGUCAAUCAUAGAUUCUCAAUUUAUUUAGAAAAGGACACAGAAAUGUAACAUCACAAAUCAAAAUUAUGUUUUUCAACAUUUUGAAAUUUUAAAAAGAUAUCUUUUAUUUUUUAAGUCAGUUCUUAAUUCUGAAAUACACAAGUAUAUCUUUCCUUACUUGACUGUGUUGUAAUAAUACCCUUCCUGCCUGCCUGCUGCUCUCCUUCCCUUCUCCCUUUCUUUCAUACUGUCUGUUCUUUCACGUGAGCUUCAAUGUUUAAUUUUUGAAAUUAACAUUGUUUUUAAUUGCCAUAUUUAUGGGGUGCACUGUGAUGUUUGGUAUUGUGGAUACCAUGUAGAAUAAAUAAAACAAGCUGAUUAGCUUGUUUUUUGAAAUGAUGGUCACAGAGGGUGUUUUAUUAUUAUUGUAGUUUUUAUAUAUAAAAAAGCUUUGUUUAAUUAUUUGAAAGCCAGAGUGACAGAGAGAGGGAGGGAAAGAUCUUUUAUCUGCUGGUUCACUUCCCAAAUGGCAGAAACGUCCGAGGCUGGGCCAGGCUGAAGCCGGGAGCCAGGAUCUUCUGGUGGCAGGGACCCAAGCACUUGCACCUCCUUUUGGCUUUUUUCUCAGGCACAUUAGCCAGGAGCUGGAUCAGAAGUGGCACAGCUAGGACCUGAAUAGGUGCCCAUAUGGGAUGCUGACAUUGCAGACAGUGGCUUAACCUGCUGUGCUAUGAUGCCUGCCACUUUGCUGUCGAUUUUUUUUUAUUUGAUAGAUAGAGUUAGACAAUGAGAGAAGAGACAGAGAGAAAGGUCUUCCUUCUGUUGGUUCACUCCCCAAAUGGCUGCAAUGGCUGGCGCUGCACCGAUCCGAAGCCAGGAGCCAGGUGCUUCCUCUUGGUCUCCCAUGUGGGUGCAGGACCCAAGCACUUGGGCCAUCCUCCACUGCCUUCCUGGGCCACAGCAGAGAGCUGGACUGGAAGAGGAGGAACUGAGACUAGAACCCGGUGCCCAUGUGAGAUGGCAGCACUGCAGGUGGAGGAUUAACCAAGUGAGCCACGGCGCUGGCCUCUAAUGUUGAUUUUUAAUGUUCUUCCUUAGCUAGACAAAACUUUGUUGUUACCCUUAGAUGACUCCGCAGAAUAUUUUUGAAAUUUUACUUGUCAAAGAAACCCCUACAUCUGGUUACUGGCACUAUCAGGAUUGAAGUGUGUGUGUCUUUUGUGUGACUCUUCAAACUUUACCUGCCAAACAGAAGGAGCAUGUUGGGCAUCAGUCAUGCUAACCAAUGGAAAAGAACAGGUGAUCAAGUCCUGUGUAUCCCUCCCAGAAUUAAAUGCUCAAGUCUUCUGCCAUAGUUCCAACAAUGUUACCAAAACUGAGUGCUGCUUCACAGAUUUUUGCAACAAUAUAACACUGCACCUUCCAACAGCAUCACCAAAUGCCCCCAAACUUGGACCCAUGGAGUUGACUGUUGUUAUUAUUGUGCCUGUUUGCCUGCUGUCCAUAGCUGCCAUGCUGACAGUAUGGGCGUGCCAAGGACGACAGUGCACCUACAGAAGGAAAAAGAGACAGAAUGUGGAGGAACCACUAUCUGAGUGCAAUCUGGUAAAUGCUGGCAAAACCCUCAAAGAUCUGAUUUAUGAUGUGACUGCCUCUGGAUCUGGCUCUGGUCUUCCUCUGUUGGUUCAAAGAACAAUUGCGAGGACAAUUGUACUUCAGGAAAUUGUGGGAAAAGGUAGAUUUGGUGAGGUGUGGCAUGGAAGAUGGUGCGGGGAGGAUGUGGCCGUCAAGAUAUUCUCCUCCAGGGAUGAAAGAUCUUGGUUUCGUGAGGCAGAAAUUUACCAGACUGUUAUGCUGCGACAUGAAAACAUCCUUGGCUUCAUCGCUGCUGACAACAAAGAUAAUGGAACUUGGACUCAACUUUGGCUUGUAUCUGAAUAUCAUGAACAAGGCUCCUUAUAUGAUUAUUUGAAUAGAAACAUAGUGACAGUGGCUGGAAUGAUAAAACUGGCACUUUCAAUAGCUAGUGGUCUGGCUCACCUCCAUAUGGAGAUUGUUGGUACACAAGGUAAACCUGCUAUUGCUCAUAGAGACAUAAAAUCAAAGAAUAUCUUAGUGAAAAAAUGCGAAACUUGUGCCAUAGCAGACUUGGGGUUGGCUGUGAAGCAUGAUUCAAUCCUGAACACUAUAGACAUUCCUCAGAAUCCUAAAGUGGGAACCAAAAGGUAUAUGGCUCCUGAAAUGCUUGAUGAUACAAUGAAUGUGAAUAUCUUUGAGUCCUUCAAACGAGCUGACAUCUAUUCUGUUGGUCUGGUUUACUGGGAAAUAGCCCGGAGGUGUUCAGUUGGAGGAAUUGUGGAGGAGUACCAGUUGCCUUAUUAUGAUAUGGUGCCUUCAGAUCCCUCAAUAGAGGAAAUGAGGAAGGUUGUUUGUGACCAGAAUCUCCGACCAAGUAUCCCAAACCAGUGGCAAAGCUGUGAAGCACUCCGAGUCAUGGGGAGAAUAAUGCGUGAGUGCUGGUAUGCCAAUGGGGCAGCCCGCCUGACUGCCCUCCGUAUUAAGAAGACCAUCUCUCAACUUUGUGUCAAAGAAGACUGCAAAGCCUAAUGUGAUAAUUUCGUUAAAAAAUAUCUCUCACAGCUUUCCUUUUCAUUUUCCCUCCUUAUGUGAAUUUGUUUUUUUUUUUUUUUUGUUCUACCUCAAAGAUUACACAGUACAGUAUUUAAGUGCCCAAAGGCAUGAAAAGAUAACUAAAGUUAAGCCUGGAUAGGAGCUGACUUCAUCCAAUCUCCAUGUUGUCUUUAAUUUUAUUUUGAAAAGCAGCACAUCAACUUAUCUUUUUAUUUAAUGAGAAAGAAGAUAUUACAAAAGUGUAAAAUAAGCUAUAUAACAAUAAUAAAACUCUUUUAAAUUUAAUUUUACUUGAACCAAGAGCACAUGAAUGAAUAGAAAAAAAUGUCAAAAAUUUAAAAGCUGUUUUUCUGAGGUGAAAAUAUAUUUACUAAAAUGUGAACUAGAGUAUGUUAUGGUUAAAUAGGACUUUAGAUCUUGCAGUCUAUGAUUUUUCCUUUUUAAAUUAUUAAAAAAUAACUGCUAUUGUGAAAUUUAAUAUAUAAAAUCUACAGAAAUGGAGCUGCUCAGUGGAAGAUAUAAGUGAGAUGAAAGUCCCACUUGCUUGGUCUUCCUCUCUUUGUUUCUCUAAUCUUUGUAAUCCAGUGGCAGGUAAUUUGAAAUCAAGCACAGGUGCUACUUUCUGUUAUUUGCAGAAGACACAAGUGGUAUCUUGAGAUACCGCAAAAUGUCCGUUCUGCAAAAUGUCCGAGUCACAGCUAAUGACAGAGCUGACACUAAUUCUAAAUCUUGAGUGAGUCAACACUGCAGAUUAGCUAGCUUCCUAUUUUCCUUUGAAUUCCCGAGAGUGCUUUUAUCACAAGAAUAUCUCUUAUUGUGAUGUUUGUAGUUUAUUCAUAAAGAAGGUAUGUUGAGUUAUUUUGCAGAAUCAUGAUAGAUCUACAUGAAAUCCAAACAAUGGAUAUUUAUAUGGAUAUAGAUAUUUGAAAGUGUUCAGAUAUCCAUUCUCUUAACAUGUCUUUAACAUGCAAUUCAGAAACCCCAUAUCACUUUUGGAAUACAUAUUUAGAAAAAAAAGGGCAACAAGGAAAUAUUUUGAGGAAAUGUGAGAAACUCUUUAAUGAAGUGUAAUAACCAAACCCUGCAGAGUGUCAGCAACAGAAAAUAGAUGUUCCCCUGCCUUUUCAAAAUGAGCAGAAGGGUUCAGAAGAAUGCUCACAACAGCAUUGACUGCAUUCUACUUUCUGUGUUGAUAGAGUGAUGAGAAUCUAUCGGGACAGUAAAAUAUUCCCUUCGAGCCUAUAACAUUGCUUUGGGGAAGGCAAUGCAACAUGGUGUCUUAUUUUAAAACACCGUUUCCUGAACUCUGUUCCUUAGGACGUUCUGCUGAGAUGAAAGUGUUCUUUGAUAGCUUUGUAGAAAGACAUUGUGCACAUUAGCAUAUCAGCUACUUUGAGGUGUCUAGCAGAAAAGAAAUGUUACUUGAAUGUUUUUAAAAUUAGAUUUCUCAAGAUCAUAAUGGAAGAGAGGGGAAACCUCUUGUCAUCCCACUUUUAAGUGUUCUACAAAGCACAACUUGGGCAGCAGUGUUCUGAAGGGUGUACCUAUAUACUUUCACACAGAACACGAGUUAGUGAUUGUAUUUCAUUUCAUUAUGGAAAUAUGUUGCUGAAUCCAUCCUCAUUUGACUAAGUCGAGAUAAGGCAGACAAAAUACUGACAGCUAUGAGGUUUGCAUGUACUUUCAUUCCCAUUUGGGCAUUUAUUCAUCUAUUAAAUAAUCACAGAGCACCCCGUAUCUUGCUUGCCACAAUAUUGGGCACAAGAGGGAAUAAAAAGAUAGAUAGGUCCUGGGCUCAGGGAUUUUAAAGUAUAAUUUGAGAGAUGGAAAAGGCAUGUAAGUGUGUGGGGGAAGAAAGUAAAUUGACAGAUAAAAUACAAAGUGGGAUGUUCUCUAUGACAGUGGGUUUCUAGAAUAGGUCUGAAAAUCACUUUAAAUUUGCAACACAUUUAGAAAGUAUCUUUAUUUGGAUAAUACAGUUUAAAUAUAUCAUCAGGUUUAAAAAGUGCCUAUGUAAAGAGAUUUUAAAAAGACCUUAUGUGAAACGGUUAUUGUUUGUGCUCACUACCUUGAUUUCUCAUAGAUUGUUUUUAUAUAUAUCAGAAUGGAAUUAUUUAUUUACUAUGGUUAUACUUUAGUCUCAGAUAAACCAGAAUGAUAUUUCCUGUUUUAUUCACUUAUGUUGGGUGGAUAUAUUUAUUGAAUAUUUAAAGACAGCAUGUUUAACAUUUCCAUUUUCAUUAUAUUUUAUAAUUUAUUUGAGGAUAUCUAAAUAUAAUUCCAUAUUUUAUUGGUUUUACUUUUACUCUAGAGCAAGCUGUACAUUUGUACAUUUUAAGAUAGUUUGCUGUUGUUGUGUUAGUUAACUGUAACUCCUAACUUAAAGUCUAAAAUUUCAAUCACAAAAUACAUUUUUAAGAAAGGUGGUACAACAACAAAAAUGACAAGUAAAACACUAAAUGUUGUAAAUUUCCUUAAUUCUCAAUAUGAUUAUUCAUAGAAAAUGCUCACUGACAAUCACAGAAUAAAGUUAGAGCAUAAGGAGAUAUACUGUAUAUACCUGUGCUGUUAAAUUUGAUAUUCUUUGUUUUUUAAUGAACUGUCAUUGUAUAAUAUUCACUUCUUUUAAAUUUUAUUAUGGGGAAGAAAUAUUCUUCUAAGGUUAGGCUUAAAGUAUGGUGUCCUUCUGCUCCUUUCAGAUACUUUGACUUUUGGGUAUGACACCAGGCUUGGGGAAAAUGCCAUUAUGAAAUUCCAAUACUGUAUAAGAUGUUGAUGGAAUUUAUAUGCAACAUUUCUUCCUGAAAAUAAGAGGAGAUAUUAUUUGUUGUCAAUAUUUCAGCAUGAACUACUUGCCUUAUAAGUUAUGCAUUUAAGUUUGUAAUUGGUACAGAUUGUGUUGUAUGCUUUCUUCUAUGUCUAAGAUAUUUGGCAUGUCACAUCUAGAAUUCUUAAUUUAUGUUCUGAUUUGAGAGUUAAGUGAAACAUGACUGUCGUGCACUAUUUUAGGCAUAGCACUUGCUUUUCAUCUUUGUACUUUCAAUUAACUUUGCAUUUUAAAUUUCCAUGAUUGUAUGAAAAUAGUAACCUGGUUGCAAUGUCUGAAGAACUCAGAAUCAGCUUUUAUUUAAAAAUGAAAAUCUACAAUAGAUUCAUUAGAUUAGAAAUUCCAUGUUAAUUUAUUUUUAAUACUUCUACUAUUGUAGGAUUAUUAAACAAAACAAAAAUACUUCCACUAUCUUGGAAUUUUUGUCUGUGACUUACAGGGGCAAAGAAAACUCAGGGCUAUCUCCUAGUCUACACAAAAGUAGCAGAGCACCUCCCCAGCAAAUCACCUGAAAGCAGAGAGCUGACAGACUUUGAGUGAACAAGUUCAAAUUGCUCGGCAGGGAAUAAUUUUUGACUGAUUAUUUAAAAUAAAUGUGAAAAACUUGAGGGUCAAAUAAGUUUACUUAAAGUGAGAAGAUUUUAUUUCCCAUCAGGAAAUUUAGGAAAUAACAGUCACAAAGGAAUGUAAGUUGGCAGUUGGUAUCUUCAAUUAUUAUUCCUUUAAAUGAAUUCACAAAUGCAACAUGAUAAGCUACUUAGAUAUAUUUAGGAUUAGUCUUAAAAUGGUGUCAUUGUAGCCUUUGAAUAUAUUCCAAAUGUGUUUUUAUUUUGUGGAGCAUGCCAUUUAUAUUUGUUCUAGAUCUUUAGACUAAUAUCCACACGGACUGCAUUUGCUAAGUGAACACAAAGGUCCCUUUGAUCUUGAGGGCUUUUUCUACACAGAAAAAAAGUUAGUUGGAAGGUAAAAUUUUCAUAUAAAUUUUAAUAGUAAGCAGAAUUUCUGUGGUAUAAAUAGUUUCUCCAAGUGGUUUAAUUCAACUAUUCAGAUAUUUGACUUUCUUUUUCACCUCUAGACUUUCUUUUAGUUUCAUAAUUUUUCUCAUCUCCUUUUUUUAAAAGUAUGUCCUCAUCUUUCAAAACUAUAUAUUGUUCCUAAUUGUAAAAACUAGUUCAACUUAAUCAUUCUCAUCAAAGGUUAUCCCUUUAAUAGUCUAAAUGAUUUCAGCUGUCUCAUGGGCAGAAGAAACUCGAUUCCGAUAUUAUAUAGAUGAAGAAAACCAAGGACCAGAGAUGAUAAUGACUAAUUAUUGUCAGAAAUCUGGUGGUGAUACCCACCUGUUCCCUACUGUAUCUCCAACUGUUACUGAUUGAGCAAUUAAUCAGCAUGCAUCUAACCCUUCCUUGAAUGUACACUAAUAAAAUGUGCCAUUUAAUGAUAAUGAUCAAAUACCACUCCUUUUGUAUUUUUACUAAAAGUAUUUACUCAUUCUGGCUGAGAUCUGAAAAACAGGCUAAGGACGAGUUGUACAAUAGUUCUAAAGCUAGGUAGGCAACCACUAGGGUGCUGAUAAAAUUGAUGAAUAACAUUUAGGAUGCUUGAGUGCAUGGACUCUCUUAGUGCAAGUAAUAAUUAGAGAAGCUGUGACUCUCCCAAACACACUUCCUGUAAGGAUUCUUCUCUCUUUGCUUUGGAAUGGAGGUGAGGACAAUUUGAUAGUUAAAUUUGAGACUGUUUAGUCACAAAUCAUCUGACAAUUCUUUUUCUUCUCUUGGUUUCUCAUUAGUUUAUCUUCUGCAUUUAUUUUGUUUCCAUGCAUUCAAAAAUAUCUUUGCCAGACUUCAUCAUCCACAAAGCACUUGAUAAAAUUCCUGUUCUUCUGUAGUGUGUUCUAGUGUUGUGCAGAUUGCUAUGUAUUGAACUUCCUAUAAGAAUUUAAUUUUCCCAUCCAAAUAAUCCAAGGUUUCUCCUCAUGACUUCUCAAGUGACUCUUCAUUUGGCACUAUAAAGAUGGUGGUUUCUGGGGGCUGGCGCUGUGGCUCACUUGGUUAAUCCUCCGCCUGUGGCGCCGGCAUCCCAUAUGGGCAUCCGGUUCUAGUCCCGGUUGCUCCUCUUCCCAGUCCUGCUCUCUGCUGUGGCCCAAGAAGGCAGUGGAGGAUGGCCCAAGUGCUUGGAUCCCUGCACCCGCAUGGGAGACCAGGAGGAAGCACCUGGCUCCUGGCUUUGGAUCUGCGCAGCGCGCCAGCCAUAAUGACCAUUUGGGGGGUGAACCAACAGAAAAGAAAGACCUUUCUCUCUAUCUCUCUCUCUCUCACUGUCUAACUCUGCCUGUCAAAAAAAAAUCUAAAAAAAAAAAAAAUGGUGGUUGCUAAUGGAAGGCAUGACUUUCUUUUAAACUUUAGAAGGACCAGCCCUGUGGGUAUAUACUAGCUUUUUAGUUCACGUACAAAGAUUGUUUACUUGUACCUUAAUGCUAACUUUCACUUGAGAGAUAGAGACUUGGAAAGAGAAUGUGAAAUGUGUGAUUGCUUAAUUUAUUUUUGCAGUGUUUAAUACCAUUGCUUUGUUUUGCUUUUGUCGUCUUUUUAAACUAAGCCAUUAUGCCCUAUGGUUUGGAUUGUAAUAUUAUAUUGCAAUUAGGUUAUAAUCUCUAUUUAAAAAUUCACUUAUUUUUUUUUUAUUUUUUUAUUAUUUUUUUUUUUUAUUUUUGACAGGCAGAGUGGACAGUGAGAGAGAGAGACAGAGAGAGAAAGGUCUUCCUUUGCCGUUGGUUCACCCUCCAAUGGCCGCCGCUGCAGCCGGCGCACCGCGCUGAUCCGAUGGCAGGAGCCAGGAUCCAGGUGCUUUUCCUGGUCUCCCAUGGGGUGCAGGGCCCAAGCACCUGGGCCAUCCUCCACUGCACUCCCUGGCCAUAGCAGAGAGCUGGCCUGGAAGAGGAGCAACCGGGACAGAAUCCGGCGCCCCGACCGGGACUAGAACCCGGUGUGCCGGCGCCGCAAGGUGGAGGAUUAGCCUAUUGAGCCACGGCGCCGGCCCAAAAAUUCACUUAUUAAGAACUCCCAAGAUACUUCUCUUUCAUUUGUAGAUGAGCUCAUAUUCUUCCAAAUUUCAUCCUAUAUUUUAGUGUUUUCAGAUAGGACUGUAGUUUCUGAUCAUUGAUCCAUAUUAUCCAAUAAGAAGUUUUUCUCACCUGACCUAACAAUUUUAACUACAAACUUUUUCACCCUUUGCUACAUGAAUCUGAAUAGUACAAUGGUCAAUAAGAAUCUAAGUGCGUUAGGAAAUUAACCUUAUACCCACUGUCACCACGUGGGAUUGGGCAUAUUGUGCUUCACACCAAAAAACUGCCAGCUGAGGGGUAGGUAGGGCUGAAAUCCAAACUGCAAUUAGCAAAUAUGAUUUUUAUAUUUUGCAGAAAAGCCCCUGUGUGAUAUUAUAACUUUAGAAAAUGGCAUGCUUUUACAAGUUCAAAAAAUGAGAGCUAAAAUUUCAAAACAGGUCUUGAUAUCUGCAAAGUGGAGAGACAACUUAGAAGAAAAAAAAAUACUUUGGCUUGUAAUUCUGGCAUUACCAAGAGAACAAGAGAGAUUUUAUGUUUAUCCUGUUGAUUCAUUUUAAUUUGUUCAACCCAGACAAUCUGCGCAAGGGCACAUGGGCCCUGAUUUUGCUAUCUCUUCUGGGUUUUCAUUCUAUGUAUGUACCUGUACUUCGACUUCGCUUGUAAACAGAGAAUUAUGUGCCCUGUAUUCUGUCUUUAAAAAUUGCAAGCAUAGGAUUAUUUAUCAACACAUUGGUCUCUUCCACACUAAGUCAUAACAACUAAGAAAUUUUAAAUAUUCAGCACUUUUAUUCUCUUUACAUAAAGCGAGCGUAUCUGAGCCAAAAUAUUAAGUUCUAGCUCAUUUCAAUGACUAGUGUCAUGCGCAUGUAUUCUUCUGAUCCUGGACUGGAGAAGAUUAUUCAAACUUGAUCUGUGUUUCAGGUUUUAAAAUGCCCUAAAAACAGAAAAUUAGAUUCAGAUCUCAGAAAAGGAAUUUUGGAUUGACUUUCAAUGUACUAAUACUAAUUAUACUUUUCUUUUGGUAUCGUGACUCUUAUACCUAAGAACAUAUUACAAAUGUCAAAACCAUUGCAUUUUGACAUUACAAAAACAUGCCUUGAACUCUUGAACUACUGUGAAAAGAAUCACUGUUGUAAAGACUUUUUGUAAGCCAGCUGAUAAUUCUUAAGUGUGUAAGAAGAUACUGUCUUUCAACAGACAGGCCCCAUGGAUGUAUAUAAAGAAUAUGAAGAGAAAUAAGUUAGGUUUUAAAAUGAGAAUUAGGCAAUAAAUUGUAUCAAAAAUAUGCAGAUGGGGAUUUUAGUAUGUAGUUAUAAAUUAGUUGCGGAAGGUGAAAAGAAUUCCAAAUUCCAAAGAGAAAUAAAUAAUGUUCAGAUGUUUCAUUAAUUUCUAGUCUGUGAAAAUAUGCAUUUUAUAGUAAUUUAUAUGCUUAUUUAGAAAUAUUUGUAUUUUAGAGGUUAACAAGAAUUCAAUAGCCUUCAUACAAAAUGUUUGACUUUACCAACAGCAAGUCAUAAAAGCAUUUAAUUUAAAACUUUUUAAUAUUAUUGCAGAACUUUCAGCUGCCUCCAGAUGUAAAUACUUAUCUGUCUAAAUGUUAUAUUUUUAUGUAUGCAUUUUCUGAAAAUGUAUCAUUUGUAAAGUGGCAAAGAUAAUACAUUAAGCACUCCUUGCACUUGUUUCUGUGAAGUACAUAGAAAUCUAUUUUAAAUAAAAGAAACUGUGUUAUA